AUGAAUCGCCGUGGUCACCUGUCACACAAGGUGCCCAACGUCAAGCUCCGACCAGCUCCGAGGCGGAGCACACGGCGCCACCCUUCGCCCAGCGACGCAGACGUCGUGCGCGCGGCGUGGAGCGAGGCUGAAGGCGAAGAAGACAUGCCGAUCGGACAAGGUAGCUCGGACAGGCCUUGGACCAACAUCAAGGUCACGUUCUCCGGGGUCGAGGACAAGGCGGCACUCAUCCCACUGGUCCGCGAGCUCGGCGGCGAGGUCGACAGUGCCCUCACUGUGCAUGUUACGCACGUCAUUGCCAACGGCUUCACCUCGCCCAAGUAUCUUCACCACAUUCCCGUCCUCUCAUCGUCGUGGAUCCACGACGCCCAUGCCAAGUGGCUCAAGGGCGACGAACUCGAUGUCCCUGCGGUGAGCUUUGUGCCAUUCUUAGGCCUCAAGAUUGCCGUCACUGGCAUUGACCAGAUCGACCGUCGCAAGCAGAUCAUCAAGUACAUCAACGCCAACGGCGGCGUCUACUCCAAGGACCUGGAGCGCAGCUGCACCCACCUCGUGAGCGCGGCGCGGACAACGGAUACCAAGAGCAAGGCCUCGGAAAAGAUCAGGUGGGCGCUCAGGGAGAUUGGCGAGUGCGAGAUGGCCCGUCGACGCGGUAAGCGUGUCGAGGGCGAAGACUUUCGCGUCGUGUACGAAGAGUGGAUUUGGGACUGUGUCGCAUUUCGCGGCCGCUGGAAGGAGGAUGGCUACGACGCGCGCAAGCCGCGCGCAAGGGGAAAGGUCAACUACGAGGACGUCUUGGACGGCUCUGUCUUCGUCCAGCCGGCCAAGGAGACGAAUAACGACGACAACAACAACAACGACAACGACGAGGAUCAACCCAUCGUCGUGCGCAAACGUAAACGCGGCAACGUCGAGACGCUUGUCGGCGAGCUGUUGAGCACCACCAAGGUCAAGGAGGAGAUGCCCGACAUCAGAGUUGCCAGCAGCACAGCGGAGAUUCCACUCCUUGACGGCGACGUCUCAAUGGUGGACGUGAGCCUCCAUAUGACACCCCGCGUGGUCGACAAGCCCGCUGCCGAGGAGCUUCUUCCCUCCCGAGGCGGGCCUUUUGAGCACCGCCCGUCCCGACUCCACAUCUCGCGCGCGGCAUCGUUCGCCGCUCCUGCAGCCGCAGGCCCCUCGAGGCUACCCACGACCGCUGUGCCGCACAAGCCCAGCACUGGUGCCUCGAUGCCCAACACGUCCGCACCGCAACAACUGACCCGAGAACUGCAGCCUUUCUUCAAUGGUCUGCGCUUUAGCCAUGCGAUCGCCGAGGGCUACCAGGGCCUCGAGAAUGCGCUGGUCCAGCACGGCGGCGUGGUUGUGUCCGAGGAAGAGAGGUUGUCCGGAGCACGAGAGGUCGACUUUGUGAUUGUCAGACUAUCUGGACGAAUCAAGCCGGUCAUUCCCGAGCCACCACAAGGCGCAAAGGCCCCAGAAGUCGUGACCGAGUGCUGGGUGGAGGGCUGCUGUUUUACGCAGACACUCUUGUCGCCCGACGACAAGCUUGUCUUCCGCCCGCUCGCUGUCCCAACUCCCCUUGCUGGCACCGAGUCGCUUCACGUCCACAUCUCGGGCUUUUCCACCGAGACGAGCGUUUACCUCCGCCGCCUGCUCAAGGCUCUCGGCUGCGCGUUAUCUGAAAAGCUGAACCGCCGGACAACGACGCACCUCGUCUGUGCCGCCCCCACAGGGCAAAAGUACGACAAGGCGCUCGAGUGGGGUGUGACCGUCGUGCGAGACUCUUGGCUGUGGAACAUGGCGCAGAGUGGAAGCGUCGAGGCGGCAGAGGAACACGCACACGACCAAGGUACCAAUGUCAAGACUACAUCGACGUCGCCUGCCGCCCUUCCCAGUGCCCCAGCAUUGGCCGACUCCCUGGUUGUUCCCACGGCGCCGCCCAAGAAAUCACUGUCGCCGUCGCGGAUGCUCAAGCGCUCCCCAGCCCGCGUCGUGCGCGCCGGCGCAUCACCCUUCCUCGACGAGGCACAAAACCCGCUUUCCCCGCCCAAGGUGCCCACCGAGCGCCUGCUCAACGGCGCACGCGCAAGUCCAUCAAGUGCCUCUAUGCCACACUCGAGUCCGCGCGGAGGAUCCGGCACGCCCACCACGACCGAGCUCAAAGCCGCCGUGUCAGCUCCGGCCGCCAUCAAGCCCAGCGGGAGCGGCACGAGCGACGACGUGACGGCCGCGCUGCGUCGUCUGGCCGAGAGCCGCGAUGCGCCUUCGCGCACCCGCGUCGUCCGCCGCGCGCGUCCAGGCUUGUCACGGACCACCAAGCUCGGCGCGACGUCUGCGGCCGCAUCGGCGUCGACAUCGCCCGUCAAGGACAAGGACAACGGCGCUUCAUCCCCCGCGGGCCCGGUGCCGGGCCCCGAAGACGAAUCGAUGCGCAUCACGUAUGCCGAUCCCGUCGCGGACAAGGAACGCCGCAGGCUGCUCGAGGCUGUGAUGCGCAGCAGCACGAGCCCCGUCAAGCGCGCGAGGGUGUAG
Molecule: messenger RNA, 2535 nt
Organism: Apiotrichum porosum
Lineage: Eukaryota; Fungi; Basidiomycota; Tremellomycetes; Trichosporonales; Trichosporonaceae
Exons: 7
Coding region: 1-2535 (844 amino acids)
Biological process (GO): DNA replication initiation; mitotic G2 DNA damage checkpoint signaling; mitotic DNA replication checkpoint signaling
Source: RefSeq, a predicted model, not a curated record